CGUCGCGCAUGCGCACUCGUACUUCGUAAAGUUCUGCGUGGGUGCUAUUUUUGCGUCUCGAAUAACAGUUUGAAUUUUCUUAGAAAAAUAGAAGAUGUCGGUGGUGAUGGGGAGAAAAAUCUUCGCGAAUUUUUGUGGCAGUCAUUUGAAGAAAUUGUCGACGCGUACGAAAAUUGUUAGGUUUGGUUCUGUCGCGAAUGACAAGUCUGUUAACCUAGAAGAGAAUGCGAAAAGUGGCAUCCCGGCUUCUGAACAUGGCAGAAUUUCUGCCGCUGUUUUGAAGAAAUUUUCCGAGCCCUUCGUUUUAGAAAACAUUGAUCCGCCUAAAAUAUUACAAGCUAAUGAAGUUCUUGUGGAUGUUCAGUAUUGUGCACUCAAUGCAUCAGAUGCAUUAUUGACAAAAAAUAUGUAUACAUUUGAACCAACUUUGCCCAUGGUUCUUGGUUAUGAGUUUGUUGGAAAAUUAAUUCAAGUUGGGGAAGAAGCUAAAGGACAAGGUUAUAGGGUUGGGGAUAAAAUUAUUGCUCUUAACAAAGACCGUUAUGGAGGUUUAGCAGAACAGUGCAUAGCGGAUGUUAAUGAUAUCUGGAAAGUACCAUCGGAGGUGAAGUCUGUUGAUGCAGUGAGUUUACUAGAUGAUUAUAUUACAGCUUUAAUCGCAUUAGAAAGAAAGGUUAGCAUUCAAGAAGAAGAUAUGAUAUUAAUUAACGUGGGUUUAAGUGGCAUUGGAUUAGCUGCAGUUGAUCUUGCAACAAAUGUAUUCAAAGCUCAGGUAAUUAGUGUUUCUGCUACUGAAGAUGGGGCAGCUCUUGCUAGAGAGAAAGGUGUGCUUGCGUCUUUUAAAUAUAAAGAUAAAACAUUAUUGAAACAAAUCGAAGAGAUAGCCGCAGAUAAUGAUAUUAAAGAAAUCUUUGAUGACACAGAUGGUGAAUAUUUUAAAAAAGUGUUAAAUUGUUUUACUAAUAUUUACAAAGAUGAAACUACCAUAAAAGAUAUGUUGCGUGAUGAUAAUUUUGCAGUUGUGUUACAUCACCUGUCCCGUGAAGGGAGAGUAAUAAUCGCUGGUUCAGCAGUAACUGUAGAAACUAGUGACUCUGAUACGCAAAAGAAUGGCUUUUCCGUUAGUGGAUUCAACUUGAGGCAAUAUAGGAAGAAGAAGCCUGAGUCAUAUCGACAAGCAGGGGAUGAUAUUUUACAAUUUAUCGACGAUGGUCUAAUUAAACCAACUUGUUCAUUAACAGUUGGAUUACCAAAAGUAAAUGAUGCAUUGGACUUUAUUCUUAACAGUAAAUCUGCAGGAAAAGUUAUUAUCAAUAUGAAAGAUAGGUAGGUUUAGCUCAAACGAAUAAAUUAAUGAAAAAAUUUGCGUCGCUAUAAAUAAUGAAUAUCUAUUAAAAAUACGUGCAAAACUAUUAUACACUUUAUCAAAUAUAAAUAACACUGGAAAUUUGAAUUAAAGCUAUAUUUAAGGAUUAAUUAAGUACAUUAAGCUUUUCAUUUACUGCAUAAAAAUUAUAUUAAAAAUAAAUUGACUGUAUCUUUUGUAUAAUAUCUUUGAAUAAAUAUCUUUUAUUU
Molecule: messenger RNA, 1575 nt
Organism: Bombus terrestris (buff-tailed bumblebee)
Lineage: Eukaryota; Metazoa; Arthropoda; Insecta; Hymenoptera; Apidae
Product: quinone oxidoreductase-like protein 2
Exons: 8
Coding region: 95-1330 (411 amino acids)
Cellular component (GO): mitochondrion
Molecular function (GO): oxidoreductase activity
Source: RefSeq, a predicted model, not a curated record